Molecule: messenger RNA, 2070 nt
Organism: Arabidopsis lyrata subsp. lyrata
Lineage: Eukaryota; Viridiplantae; Streptophyta; Magnoliopsida; Brassicales; Brassicaceae
Product: pentatricopeptide repeat-containing protein At3g53170
Molecular function (GO): protein binding
Source: RefSeq, a predicted model, not a curated record
UCUUUAUAUUCUACAAACCGAAUUUUAUUCUGGAAACCGAACAAUCGAAAUCAACACCAAACCGGAGAAGAAGCAAAAAUGAAACAGAACAACUGUGUCAUCGUCUUCUAGCUCCGUUUCUUUUCUACACAGAAAAUUUUGCAGCUUCUUCUUCUCUAUCAUUUUUCUUCCAUGGAAUUGAUACAAAAUCGUGUUCAAGGGACUACUUUCACGUACGCCAAUGAAAUCACACGACUCCGCUUUUCUCGUAGCGUGGUUCAGCAACAUAUAUCUUCCCCUGAUUAUUUUCGGUGUGUACCAACUAUUUCAAUAACGCCCACAAUGUGUUCGACAAAAGUCCCCAACGAACGUACUGGGAAAAUGAACUCUGGUCUCAUCUCAACAAGACACCAAAUAGAUCCUAAGAAAGAAUUGUCUCGGAUUCUGAGAACAGAUGCUGCUGUGAAGGGCAUUGAGAGGAAAGCCAACUCCGAAAAGUACUUAACUUUAUGGCCAAAAGCUGUUCUUGAAGCUCUUGAUGAAGCUAUCAAAGAGAAUCGAUGGCAGUCUGCUCUCAAGAUUUUCCAUCUUCUUAGGAAGCAGCAUUGGUAUGAACCAAAAUGCAAAACAUACACAAAGCUGUUUAAAGUGCUUGGGAAUUGCAAACAGCCUGAUCAAGCCAGCUUGCUUUUCGAAGUUAUGUUGUCUGAAGGAUUGAAACCCACCAUUGAUGUGUAUACGUCUCUUAUCGCUGUUUAUGGCAAAAGCGAGCUUCUAGACAAGGCGUUUUCUACGCUUGAGUAUAUGAAAUCGGUUAGUGAUUGCAAGCCAGAUGUGUUCACCUUUACUGUUCUCAUAAGAUGUUGCUGCAAACUUGGUCGGUUUGAUCUGGUUAAACGUAUCAUUCUUGAGAUGUCAUAUCUCGGAGUUGGAUGCAGCACGGUUACUUACAAUACUAUUAUUGAUGGGUAUGGAAAGGCUGGCAUGUUUGAGGAAAUGGAAAAUGUUCUGGCUGAUAUGAUCGAGGAUGGAGAUUCUCUUCCGGAUGUCUUCACGCUUAACUCGAUCAUUGGGUCUCGGAAAUGGUGGCACACGAGGAAGAUGGAGAGCUGGUAUAGUCGGUUCCAGCUGAUGGGAGUGCAGCCAGACAUCACUACAUUUAACAUACUGAUCCUGUCAUUUGGAAAAGCUGGAAUGUAUAAGAAGAUGAGCUCGGUCAUGGAUUUCAUGGAGAAAAGGUUCUUCUCCCUGACGACUGUCACUUACAAUAUAGUGAUCGAGACGUUUGGAAAAGCUGGAAAAAUCGAGAAAAUGGAUGAUGUAUUCAGGAAAAUGAAGUAUCAAGGAGUGAAACCAAACUCAAUCUCUUAUUGUUCGCUUGUCAACGCGUAUAGCAAAGCUGGUCUUGUCGGUAAGAUAGAUUCGAUUUUGAGGCAAAUUGUGAAUUCAGAUGUAGUACUGGAUACACCGUUCUUCAAUUGCAUAAUCAAUGCAUACGGUCAGGCUGGUGAUUUGGCCACGAUGAAGGAACUAUACAUACAAAUGGAAGAGAGAAAAUGUAAGCCUGAUAAAAUCACUUUUGCGACUAUGAUCAAAACCUAUAAGGCUCAUGGGAUAUUCGAUGCAGUCCAGGAACUCGAGAAACAAAUGAUUUCCACUGAUAUAGGCAAGAAGAGGCUUAUGGGGUGAUGCUUUAGUUUGUGAAUGAGCAAAUCAAUGCAGAAGGAAUUUGGAAGUUGUGAAUUGUUCACACUAAGAGGAUCACUUGAGAGACGCUGCGACAUGGGCAUUACUAAUGAGAAUUUGGGUCGGUUCUGAAAUUACCAAAUCAGCAUUGUGGAGAAAACGUAAUGAUUCCGGUCAAUGUAACUAUGUUGGGACAGCGGUCUAGAAUCAAAACUCAAUUCAAAGUUGUCUUGGUAAAGUAAAAUAUAAUUUUCUUACGCAGGCUAUUUAGACGGGUCAAAAUUCAAAACAAAUUGUGAUCUAAACUCUAACGUAGCUAUAUAUACAUAUAUUGUUUUCCAACAUCGUAUUACAUAUAUCAUUUGUGAAGAGUGACCUGCUUUUCAAUCAAAGAGUAUUUUUUUU